Amoebophrya sp. A25 is the source of this 1284-nucleotide messenger RNA. The record is from the annotation of a GenBank genome assembly. NCBI's taxonomy places the organism in Eukaryota, Dinophyceae, Syndiniales, Amoebophryaceae.
GCGAUGUCAAGAGUCUAAAGCCAGACAUACGCGUACGGCUCGAAUUUGAGAUUGUGAAGAUUGCACCAGAAGUCUCUGCUGGGGCCAAUAAUAAGGGAAUUUCUAGAACGUCAAGUUCUUCGUCUUCAAACACUGAUCAAAAAACGGCUGCCGUGGCGACCUCUAGUACCAGUAAAAAAAGAACUAAAAAUCCAACGAAACCUGUCGACAGUGUCUUAGGCCAUGUCGCGUUUGAUAUCAACCUGCUUCAUAGCCAGGACAGCUUAUCAUUGGUUCUCGAUGGCCAUACUGUGGAAGUCGUAGAUGAUCGACCUUCAAGCCCUGCUUCAACCGCGAAUGAUAGGAAACAAUGUCAGACCAACAAGGUCGAGGGCAAGAAUAAUUCUUGUAGGUUCCUCUUAACUCGACCAGAAGCCGCCUGUACGACUAACGGUGACCCACUACAAGCAUUGGAAGAGGAAAUAUGCAGUGAUAUUAUCCCGAAGCUCAGUGGCCAUAUCCAAGUGGCUCGAUUGGAAAAUGACAUAGUCUUCGAAAAGUUUCAAUAAACAUGUUUUCCCUCUGAGUCUUAGGCUUAUCCCUUCAUGCAGUAAUGAACAUGAAUUCCGAAAUAAAAAAGAAUCGAUGGCGAUGCCCAUCUUUAUAUCUUCCAUCGUGUACGAAUGCGAUGUGCUAUUUGAGCCCCUUGUACAGUCCAAGUUGAUGUCUUCGCUACUUGCGUUUUUUACGUUUCCCUUCCUUCUUGCUCAGCGUCCUCCUCUUGUACGAAUAUCAAAUCAAUAGAGGACAGCUCUGGAGAUCUUCUUACCUAUAGGCUAGGGCAUUUCCUAAGAUGGAUGAUGGCUUGCAUGGAUUGCGAUGCAUUGCAUGGAUGUCAUGGCCAGGAGGAACGAGGAAGGCGCGACCUUUUUAAAGGGGAAGCACGCACUUCGCUGCUUGAACGCAGCGCCCCGCCUGACAAGGCCACAGGAUGGCCGCUGCCUUGCUUGUCUUGUUGUGCUCUCCCCGCCCGCGGUAUACGUUUACCACCAUUUUCAAAUACGGGAUCAGUUGCGACUGUGUUGCCGUUCCAUGUUCUCUGAGGACGGUCUUCGCCUUGAAGUGACAUGCGCUCCUAACCACACUACCCUUUAAGGCUUACCCGGGACAACGUCAAGGUUUACUAAGUAAAGAUCUUCUCCUUCAAAGGAAUACCUCAGCUCACAGCUGCGAGAACAUCAUGUCAUGUAAACUGAGCACUCAGUAUCCCACGUCAAGCUUUCUCUUUCACGAUUCCUCCUCGAU